Molecule: messenger RNA, 804 nt
Organism: Aspergillus caelatus
Lineage: Eukaryota; Fungi; Ascomycota; Eurotiomycetes; Eurotiales; Aspergillaceae
Exons: 1
Coding region: 1-804 (267 amino acids)
Source: RefSeq, a predicted model, not a curated record
AUGCAGAGGGCAAUAGAGUCACCUAAGAAGCUUACCGAAAAGGAAAUAUACCUUAUGAAGGAUCGACUGUGGACAGGCAGAACUGAUAAUGAAUUCCACGUAUACUUCGACGCGUUGACGGCUCUAAGCGAGAUAUUGGACGAGUAUUGCAAAGGGAUAGAAGAGCGUCUGUGGCGCUUUCAACGACUUCUCUAUGAGGAACGCGAAGACGAGGCCUUCGAGAGCGUCAAGAGGAAGCUACUGGAGAAUCCCGCAUGGCCUUCUAAAAAUGCAACUGGUGCUAAGAGCUUUCCAAUUAUUUUGAAUGCACUGCGCAGGAGGUUCAAGGAGCUACGAGCGCAAGGGCGCGGUUGGCAACACCUGUAUCCGAGAAACGAAAUCGAUAACAUAUAUGGGGGCCCCACAGAGGAGGAGCGGAAGAAGGGUCAUGGCCGUUCUGAAGGUAUCCUCCAGAAUGUAUUCUUAUAUUUGGAUCGGGAAUCUGCGGAAUCGGUUCUCUUUUCUUGGGGGCGUGUGGAUGGCAUGAGGAUCUGGGCCGUUGACCCAGACUAUGAGCCAAGCGACGAUACCGCCAAUGGAUAUCAAGGUUAUUUACGUGUACGCCUUCAGCAGCUUGUGGACAACUUCUACACCGCUCGGCGCUGGCAUGCGAAUGAGUCGUCGAUGGAGGACUUGUGGAGGGCGGCGCAGAAGGACCCUAAGAACGGCGCUUUCAUAUCCAUAAAAGACGAGGAACUUUUCAGGACUGAGCCCGGCAUCCAGACCCACAUCAAAUAUCGAGACUUCUGGACUCCAUCAAAUUGA